Monodelphis domestica (gray short-tailed opossum) is the source of this 1302-nucleotide messenger RNA. The record is from RefSeq and is a predicted model, not a curated record. Lineage: Eukaryota; Metazoa; Chordata; Mammalia; Didelphimorphia; Didelphidae.
AUGUCUGCUGAGACCCUCACCACUCUUGCCAGGAUUUACCUCCUAGGAUUACUCUUUUCCAUUCUCUCAGGGUCCUGGGCCCAGGUGAAGCUUUUGGAGUCAGGAGGCAAGGUGACACAUGAGGGCCAGUCCGUGACCCUGACCUGCAAGGCUUCUGGCUUUAACUUCAAGGAUUAUGCUAUGUCUUGGCACUGGAGACCAAGUGGGAGCAACAGUCAGUUUGUGGCCGGUAUCAGCUCCAAAACUGGCAGUAAAACAGAGUAUAAGCCCAGCAUCCAGGGCAGGGCUUAUAUCACCAGGAAUAACGAAGCCCACACUGUCUCCCUGACCCUGAUCCAGCUACGAAAGGAAGACUCAGGCAUAUACUACUGUGUCAAACUCACUACAGAGGCUCAUUGGGAAAAUUUUGGUCAUGGAACAGAAGUGACUGUACUCCCACGAGAUGAGACACAGCUGGAGGCGUCAGGAGGAGGCUCACACCCAGCUGGAAAGACCGUGAGUCUCCAGUGCCAAACAUCUGGCUUCCUGUUUAAUACAAGCCAACUAAGCUGGUAUCUUUGGGUUCUUGGAGGUGCCCCAUUGUGGCUGACCAGUCUUGACCAUCGAUUUUCAAAAGUCAGUGGGGAUCGCAUCACUUCCAGAAGAGAGGACACCAACAGCCAGAUUUUUCACCAGAUCAAGAACCUUAGCCUUAGAGACUCUGGCUACUAUCAUUGUGCAAGGACGAUGGGUUAUGGAGAUGACACAGACAAGUUGAUCUUUGGUUCUGGGACACAUGUGACUGUGGAACCCGGACCUCGGGACCCUUUGUCACCCAGUGUGUUUGUGGUGAGGAGUCAGGAUGCUGUGGCCUGCCUGGUCAGUGACUUUUACCCCAAGGAGAUUGAUGCAUCCCUGUCCUCCCUUGGGGCUUCAGUCUCAGCCCAGGCCCUCACGGUGGCUCCCAUAAUCCAUGGUGUCUACAGUGCCAUCCAGAUUGGCAAGGCUGGUGACAAUGACUCAGUAACCUGUUCAGUGAAGCACCUUGGCAAAGAGACCCAUGAGUCCCACCAGCCAGGGAGGAAAGUUCUGGGCUCACUGGAUCCCAGGGCUGUGACUAAUGAUAUCAUUCUGCCUUCAGAUAUUGGGAUCCUUCCUCAGCUUGAAUUAUCCUGCUAUGACCAGGGACUCACAGGUCUGUAUGGAAACUUGGGCAGUGACUUUGGAACAGCAGGUGUUCACUCAGCAGGGGUGGAGUGGGUGCCAGGCUGGAAGUCUCCAACAAUGUGGACUCUGGAACAGUAUAUCAGUCUAGAAAGAUGA